Molecule: messenger RNA, 1821 nt
Organism: Bufo gargarizans (Asiatic toad)
Lineage: Eukaryota; Metazoa; Chordata; Amphibia; Anura; Bufonidae
Product: hyaluronidase-5-like
Exons: 6
Coding region: 1-1821 (606 amino acids)
Biological process (GO): carbohydrate metabolic process; hyaluronan catabolic process
Cellular component (GO): acrosomal vesicle
Molecular function (GO): hyalurononglucosaminidase activity
Source: RefSeq, a predicted model, not a curated record
AUGGAAUGGCAACAUUACAUUAUAAAAUAUUUCCUUUUUUGGACCACACAUAAGUGGCGACACCGUAUUAUAUUGCACUUAAGAUAUAGCUGUUAUUUACUUUGUAUGUAUUGUUCCUUCUGUGUUCUCCACACUUGCCAAGCGGCUAAACCCAGAGCACCAACUGGAAUGCACUCGCCCUUUGUGGCUAUAUGGAAUGCACCGACUGAGUUGUGCAUGAGGAAAUACGGAAUCCCUAUAGACAUCAGUUUAUUUGAGAUUGUGGGAAGCACGCUCUCAACUGCCACAGGCCAGAACAUUACUAUAUUCUACACCGAUAGACUAGGCUACUAUCCCUACAUAGAUCCUGCAUCUGGUAUUAGUUAUAAUGGUGGUAUUCCUCAAAUGAGCAAUAUGGAGAAACACUUAAAAAAAGCCAGGGAGGAUAUUCUCCAUUAUAUAUCAUCAGCAACACAAAAAGGACUUGCCAUUAUUGACUGGGAAGACUGGAGGCCAACAUGGAUAAGAAACUGGGCUUCUAAGAAAAUAUACAGGGAAUACUCCAUUGAGUUUGCUCAGCAGAAAGACCUGACGCUUGACCAGCGUAGCACAGAACCUAUAGCCAGGACACAGUUUGAGUCAGCAGCAAAACGCUUCAUGAUCAACACCCUCAGACUUGGGAAACAACUGAGACCAAACUAUCUCUGGGGCUUCUAUCUGUUUCCUAACUGUCAAAAUUACGACUAUAAUCAGAAUCCUCAUAACUACACUGGACGCUGCCCAGAUAUUGAAAUGUUAAGGAAUGAUAAAUUGAGGUGGCUAUGGAAAGAAAGUACAGCCCUGUUUCCAAACAUGUACCUGGAAACUGCACUAAAGUCUUCCCAACGCGCCGCUCUCUAUACGCGCCACCGCAUGCAGGAAGCGAAACGACUGUCAACACUCUCAAAGACUCUUCACUCCCUUCCAAUAUACAUGUACAGCCGGCCCGUAUUUACCGACCAUCCGGAGAAAUAUUUAACACUGCCUGACCUUGUGAACACAAUUGGUGAAAGUGCUGCCUUGGGAGCCCAUGGAUUUAUACUAUGGGGCAAUCUGAACCUGACACAGAGUACGAACAUGUGCCUGGGAUUAAAUGCUUUCAUCAUGAACACUCUGAAUCCAUACAUUAUUAAUGUCUCAUUAUCAGCUAAACUGUGUAGUGCCAUACUUUGCCAAAAUAAUGGAGUGUGCACCCGCAAGGAAUGGAACAAAAACACCUACCUUCACUUGAAUGGAACAAACAUUGCAAUAGAACGAUAUAAAAGCACUUAUAAGUUGAUUGGAGGUCCAAGUUUAGAAGACCUAAAAUAUUACUCAGAAAACUUUACAUGCCAUUGUUAUGUUGGACACAAGUGCAGAGAAGCUCCAGAUCCACUUAAACUUAAACCUAUGAAUGCUUUGCUGAGUGCCUGGGGGGAAACGUUCCUCAUUCUACUGCUAGAUUCUCAGCUAUGCCUUUACUUGCUGCAUAGACUUCACUCAGAUAACUCCUCAGAAACAUAUUCUUCUACAAUACAGGCAAGCUUUCAUGUGUCUUUUGGUGAGGAGAGGCUUCUUCCUGGUCACUCUGUUAUAAAGCCCAGCUUGGUGGAGUGUUUUAGUUAUGAUGACCUCUUGGAAGUUUCUCCCAUUUGUGCCCAGGAUUUUUGGAGCUCAGCCAGAGUGACCAUUGGGUUCUUGGACACCUCUGUUACCAAGGCCCUUUUCAUCCAAUUAGUUAAUGAGGUGGCUGGUGUGGGUGGAGUCCUGGUCAUUCCAAACCUCUUCCAUUUAAGAAUUAUGGAGGCUACUCUGCUCUUGUGA